AUGAGGAAGAUGAGGAGGUUGAGACUAUCAGGAAGAAGGAAGACUGAAAGAGUGGCUGAAGGAGGGGCUGAAGGAGGGGGUGUAGGAGGGGCUGAAGGGGUAAGCGAGGAGACCCAAGGAAGAAGGACCCUCCCAGCAGCCCCUCCUGUGGGACUACCAACUGUGAGGUCCCCAGCUGCUGCUUCAAUUAUCGUCACCUCUCUAAUGGCCUCCCUCUCCCCCCCACCCCUCCACCACCCCAGGGAGACACUGCCGCCUCCUCCACCCACGCCCUCACCCACGCCCACACCAACGUCUUCUGCGCCUUCGUCAGCACGCCCUCAGAACCACCGGGAUUUGAGAGUAGGAGGAGGAGGAGGAGGAGGAGGAAGACGAAGAAGAAGCAGUAACGAAGGAAGUGGAGGAGGAGGAACAAGAGGAAGAGGAGGAGGAGGAGGAGGAGGAGGAGGAGGAGGAGGAAGAAGAAGAGCCUCAUCUCCCGCGUCACCAAGAAGUCGUGUUUUCUCAGGCGUGGGCGGGGCACGGGCGGCGGGCGGCACUUGGCACCAUGGACACUCGGGUCUGUUCGCGUGUCUGGCCGUCACCGCAACCACCUUCAACAUCUCUCGCUUCGCUGUCCUUGGAGCCAGGUUUGGAUGGCCCUUCGUGGUGCAGUGGGUAGUGGUGUCAAUAUUCCUAGGCCUCCCUCUGAUGUCCUUCCACGUCACCUUAGGGCAGUACCUCGGAAGCGGCGUGGUGGACAUGUGGGCCAUUUCUCCAAUAUUCCAGGGCGUGGGCUACAGUGUGCUGGCGGCGCAGGCUCUGGUGGGUCUGUACUGCUGUGUCCCCGUGGCCUGGCUUUUUGUCUUCUUCCGCGACUCUUUCAUCACUCACAAUAACAUGUUUAGAUGGGCGGACUGCAGAUUGGUCAACUGUUCCCUGGACGACAAUUUUUCUACCAUUAUCAUCGAAGGAAUCCCAAAAUAUUUCAACUCCCAGGUGUUGCAGCGCGGGGAGGAGGGAGCGUCGUGGUUGCAGGAGAUGGGCAGUCUUCGCUUUGAUAUGGCCUUCAAUGUUGCUCUUAUCUGGAUUAUCACUCUCAUUGCUCUCAGCCGGGGCAACCAGUCAUACGGCAAGGUGUGUUACUUGGUGUUCCUGGUGCCCUUGUUGUGUUACCUGGUGGUGGCCUUGUACCUCAUCUCCAGCGCCAGGGACACGCCCCUCGCCUCAGACACCCUCACCUCCUUCACUGACUUCUUCAUAAACAGCCGGUCGUGGAUGGCGGCCAGCAGGGAGGUGUUCCUCGUGUGGGGAUUCCACGGCGCCGUCCUGCAGCAGAUGGCGGCUCAUAACAAGAGAAAUCACCCUCUUCAACGGGACACGACUUUGCUGUGGGUGGUGACUAGUGUGGUGCUGGUGGUGGCGGCGGCGGCGGGGCUGUCCUGUGUGGCGGGGCUAAGACAGAGAGACCUCGCCUACACGCCUUCGUCCUUCGAGACCACGAAAAGGGCUCAGUUCCUGGUAGAGAGGCAGGAACACAAGGAACAGGAGAGCGUGUGGCACCCUCAACUCGGCCCUCUCAGUCCAACCCGCACUGCCAACUUUCACUACCAUGAUAACUUCUAUUCUGGCAUUCGUAUCCGCCCGCCUAUCCUCAGAGCUAUGGGCAAGAGACCCAACAACGCCCCUCCUCCCCCUAGCGGCUACCAGUCCCUACGCCUCGCCACGGAGCUCUUCCCGGCUUUGGCUGUGAAUGGGGCCCAACAGAUCUCCCCCUUCUGGUCAUCUCUCUUCUAUCUCAGCCUGCUACUGUUUGGCAUCGCUCAGCAGCUGGCGGUGUGGCGGACUGUGGUGGAGGCUGUCAUCUGCAUCAACAGAAAGAGAUUGCAAGGUUGGGAAACUUUCAUCACCUUUCUCUGCUGUCUGUUUGGGUUCUCCGCAGCCCUUCCUAUGGCCACUGGGGCUGGCAUCCACAUCCUUUACUUCCUGGACUACGUGGUGAGCUGCGGCUGGUGGCUCAUGAUACUACAGCUGGUGCAGAUCUUCGCGCUGCUGUUCGUGAGGGGCAAGCCGUACAGCGGGCAGGACAUCGUGAGGGAGCUGAUGGGGCGGCAGGACCAGUGUCGAUCUCUGUGGCUGGGAUCCCUCACCUCCUUCGCUUGGAAUAUCAUUGUUCCUGUUGGCCUCCUUGUGCUCUCCAUCUCCUCCUUCAAGAGUGGGCAGUUUAGGGAGGUGUUCGCGUGGUCCUCCUCCCAGUACUGGCCCACGUGGGUGUGUCAAGUGGCGGCCGCGCUCCAGCUGGCCCCAAUACUGCUGGUGCCUCUCGUGGGACUUGUUCAAACGUGUCGCUACCUGGCACUCACUGACGCAGACUUGUUCGAGCGCAUCCAGCUUCUGUACCGGCCGUCCCUCCUCCAGCAAGUGAGGGUCGGGGGUUCCUUCGCCUCCCACUCCGAGGGGAACGAGGGGGAGGAGGAGGGAGGGGAGGGAGGGGAGGACUCGGAAGCAAGCCUCACCCCCCGCCCCUACAGUGACCCUCCGCCCAAGUACAUUCCCUACUGGCGCGAGCCCGCUGACUGACUGACUUAUUCUACUGCUACUGGCGCGAGAUUCGCGAAGUUUCUGAACACCAGCGUGCGAAACAGCAUGAGGCGUCUUCACAGCACAUUCACAGCACCAGGACCACCACAGCGGGACCAGGAGACCAGUACACCCACAGCAGUCCCUACCACAGCAUCCACCACAGCUCCACAAGCACCACAGCCUUACAUUCCCCCACCAGACUAUACCACAGCGCCUCCACAGUACUCCACACUGGACCCUUUGAGACGCCAGCAAGCAUUAGCGGCUCUUGGAACUGCUGCUGUGGCGCCUAGCUGUGUGAAAGUGGAGGAGGACACAGGGCAGGCUUCAGGGACACCACAGCCACAGCCACAGCGAAGCCCAUCCCUCUCUCCGCUUCACAGAACGAGUUUUCGUAAUUCAAGUUUGCGUCGAAGCUUCGCGUCUGGAGUUCGAAGGAGCGCAAGGAGAUUGGCAGCGAGUUUGGGCAUGCGUAGUGGUGAUGAUGGUGCGUGGCUGGUGCUGGCGGGUGCUGGGGGUGACGGGGGUGAUUUAGAGGCAGGGGCAGCUGGUGGGGGUGCAGGGGUGGUGUCUGGGGCAGGGGUGGCAGGGUUAGUUGGGCAGAGUCAGUCACAAGCGUUUGUUUAUACGAAUAUAGAAUUGUUGUCUCACUCCCAUGCUUAGUCUCUCUCUCUCUCUCUCUCUCUCUCUCUCUCUCUCUCUCAUAAAAAAAAUUAGUCCUCUUUUUUUCUCAUAUUUCUUCCCGUUUUCCUUAUUUUUUUUACUUUUUCUCUUUUUUUCUCCCAUUUUCUCUUUUCCUUCUUCAUUUCUUCUUUUUCCCUCCUUUCCCAUCUUCUCUUCCUCCUCCCCAUUCUUUUUUUUCCAUUUUCUUUUCCUCCUCCAUUUCUUCCUUUUUUUUGUCCUUCCCAUUUUCUCUUUUCCUUCUUCUCCUUCCUAUUUCUCUCUAUUCCUCCCAUUUUCUCUCUUCCUCCUCCCCAUUCUUCCUUUUUCUUCUCUUCCUCCUCCCCAUUUUCUUUUCUUUCCUUUUUCCUCCUUCCCAUUUUCUUUUUCCUCUCGUUUUCUUCCUUGUCCACCUCCCGUUUUCUGUGUCCCGGUGCUGUGUGAUCGCCUCGGCGUUACUAUUUAUAGUGUAAAUACUUAAUGUGAUAAAUAGUCUUCUCUAUUACCCAUUAAAACUUGUACAGCCCCCUUAAGCCCCCCCUCCGUCACAUUAGCCCCCUCAAAAAAGCCCCCUUCCCAUUAUUUUUCUUCUAUUUAACACAGCCCCCCUUUUAAUUCCGUCCAUUUGUCUUUUAUUGCCAUUUUUACCCAUUAGAAUUUAUACAGCCCCCUCAAGCCCCCUCAUACCCCUAUCACCCCAUAGCCCCCUGAAAACCCCCAGCUUCCCAUUUUCUCCCAUCUAACAGUCCCCAUCUCUUGAAUUCCGUCCAUGUGUUCCGUUUUCUUUGAUCGUCAGGUGAUAGAAAGCUGGACAUUUGUUUUUUAUUGUUGUUUUUCUUAUUUUGUUUUUAUUUGUCGUUCUCGAGUCACUAAUACGAUGUGCAAUAAAAUGUGACUGUUU
This is a messenger RNA of Portunus trituberculatus (swimming crab), 4123 nucleotides long. It is a transcript of the gene bdg, whose product is annotated as sodium-dependent transporter bedraggled-like. Gene Ontology annotation, cellular component: membrane. The record is from RefSeq and is a predicted model, not a curated record. Gene Ontology annotation, biological process: sodium ion transmembrane transport. NCBI's taxonomy places the organism in Eukaryota, Metazoa, Arthropoda, Malacostraca, Decapoda, Portunidae.